This is a messenger RNA of Micropterus salmoides (largemouth bass), 10268 nucleotides long. It is a transcript of the gene plxna3, whose product is annotated as plexin A3. NCBI's taxonomy places the organism in Eukaryota, Metazoa, Chordata, Actinopteri, Centrarchiformes, Centrarchidae. Gene Ontology annotation, cellular component: semaphorin receptor complex. The record is from RefSeq and is a predicted model, not a curated record. Bases 359 to 6082 code for a protein of 1907 amino acids. The transcript is spliced from 38 exons. Gene Ontology annotation, molecular function: protein binding; semaphorin receptor activity. Gene Ontology annotation, biological process: positive regulation of axonogenesis; negative regulation of cell adhesion; regulation of cell migration.
AGCAGACCGAGCCGAGCCGAGGCAGGCUGUGUGUGGAUGGACGCGCCGCGGUGUUUCUUUCUGCUCCGGAUUAUUAUUUCUCCUGUGAGCGCAUGACAUUUGUACCUGUCCGGACUCCUCCCGCCGCCCACACCUGAGCCCAGCUCACUCAGGUUUCAUGUGAGGAGACGAAGAAGAAGAAAGGAGCAGCGGCAGCGCGUGGGACUGUGGAUUUAAAUCACUGAUUGGACUUUCUGCGCGUUUCCGUGCAGUCAUGCCCCAUUGAAGCUGACUCUUCAUCAGACCUGCAGCCAACUCUUCUCUCCUCCCCUCCUCUCCUCCUCCAUCCCUCCAUCCUCUCCUCCUCUCUCUGUCCACCAUGCUCCCAUCCUCCUCCUCCUCCUCUCCUCUCCUCCUCUUCCUUCUCCUCUCCCUCCUCCUCCUCUUCUCCCCCCUCCUCUCUGCCCCAGCUGUUCCUCCCCCUCCCUCCGUGGCGUCGAGCAGGGCGGCGUACAGAGCGUUCGACACCUCGCUCACCCACCUGACCGUCCACCGGAGGACAGGUGAGGUGUUCGUAGGCGCUGUCAACAGAGUGCUGAAGCUAUCGGCCAAUCUGACGGAGCUGAGGAGUCACAUGACCGGACCUGUGGAGGACAAUGCCAAGUGUUACCCUCCACCUAGCGUCAGGGCCUGCGCUCACAGGCUGGACUCGUUGGAUAACGUGAACAAGCUAUUACUGGUGGAUUAUACUGGGAACAGACUGGUGGCGUGCGGCUCGAUAUGGCAGGGCGUGUGUCAGUUCCUCAGACUGGAGGAUCUCUUCAAACUGGGAGAGCCGCAUCAUCGCAAAGAACACUACCUCUCUGGAGCCAGAGAGGCUGAUGGGAUGGCAGGUGUGGUUGUCGGUGAGGACGACUGGACGGCCGACCCUAAGAGAAAGAAGCCCGUGAAGGGAGGGAGCCGCCUGUUCAUCGGCGCCGCUAUCGACGGGAAGUCUGAGUACUUCCCCACGCUGUCCAGCAGGAAGCUGGUGGCGGACGAGGAGAGCGUCAACAUGUUCUCGCUGGUCUACCAGGACGAGUUUGUCUCCUCGCAGAUCAAGAUCCCGUCAGACACGCUGUCCCUCUACCCGGCCUUUGACAUCUACUAUGUCUACGGUUUCUCCAGCCGCACGUACGUCUACUUCCUGACUCUGCAGCUGGACACGCAGCUGACGCAGAUGGACGCCGGCGGGGAGAAGUUCUUCACCUCUAAGAUCGUCCGGAUGUGUUCCAACGACACCGAGUUCUACUCGUAUGUGGAGUUUCCUCUGGGCUGCACCAAAGACGGGGUGGAGUACCGGCUGGUGCAGGCCGCCUACAAACAGAAACCAGGGCGGCGGCUGGCCCACGCCCUCGGCCUGUCCGAGGACGACGACGUCCUGUUCGUCGUCUUCUCACAGGGUCAGAAGAACCGCUCGAACCCCCCCAGAGAGACGGUCCUGUGUCUGUUCACGCUCCACGACAUCAACCUGGCCAUGAGGGAGAGGAUCCGCUCCUGUUACCGAGGCGAGGGCCGCCUCUCCUUACCGUGGUUACUGAACAAGGAGCUGCCCUGCAUCCACACGCCGAAGCAGAUCGGAGAUGAUUUCUGUGGUCUGGUGUUGAACCAGCCGCUUGGAGGUCUGAGGGUCAUCGAGGGAAACCCGCUGUACGAGGACCGCACGGAGGGCAUGGGCGCCGUGGCGGCGUACACCUACGGAGAACACACGGUGGUGUUCGUGGGAACGCGCAGCGGGCAGCUGAAGAAGAUCCGGGUGGAUGGAAUCCCACCGCCGGCCCAGAAUGCUUUGCUGUAUGAGACUGUGACGGUGGUGGAAGGGAAGCCGAUCCUGAGAGACAUGGUGUUCAGUCCGGACCAUCAGUACAUCUACCUGCUGAGUGACAGACAGGUGACCAGGCUUCCCGUGGAGAGCUGCGAGCAGUACGGCAGCUGCUCCGGCUGCCUGGGGUCAGGAGACCCUCACUGCGGGUGGUGUGUCCUCUUCAACAAGUGUUCCAGACAGGAAGCGUGUGACAAGUGGGAGGAGUCUCAGCACUUCAACACCCGGCUGGACCAGUGUGUCGACAUCUCCGUUACCCCGAGCAACAUGUCUGUCACCUCCCCGGCAACACAGUUGACCAUUCGUGUGCAGAACGUGCCGGCGCUGUCAGGGGGCGUGUCCUGCGUGUUCGAGGACCUGAGUGAAACCCCAGGAGAGGUGCAGGCUAAAGGUCAGGUGACCUGUCUGUCCCCGUCACUGAGAGACCUGCCGACGCCCACACACACCUACGGAGAGAAGCGAGAGGUCCAGCUGAGUCUACGUUCCUCAGAGACCGGACUCCAGUUCAUCAGCACCAGCUUCAUCUACUACAACUGCUCUGUGCUCAACUCGUGCACUUCCUGUGUCAGCAGUGUGUUUCCGUGUCACUGGUGUAAAUAUCGUCACGUCUGCACCAACAACCUGCAGGACUGCUCCUUCCAGGAGGGGCGGGUCAGCAACAUGGAGGGUUGUCCUCAGAUCCUCCCCACCUCUGACAUCCUGGUCCCGGCCGGGAUGGUUCGUCCAAUCACGCUGCGGGCUCGUAACCUCCCGCAGCCUCAGUCGGGUCAGAAGAACUACGAGUGUGUGUUCAACAUCCAGGGAAAAGUCCAGCGCAUCCCGGCGGUCCGCUUCAACUCGUCCUGCAUCCAGUGCCAGAACACCUCGUACUGGUACGAGGGCGACGAGGCUGGUGAUCUCCCCGUGGAUUUCUCUAUUGUCUGGGAUGGAGAUUUCUUCAUCGACAAGCCUUCAUCUAUGAAAGCGUUGCUGUAUAAGUGUGAGGCUCAGCGCUCCAGCUGCGGUCAGUGCCUGAAAGCUCCUGCGGCCUUCGAAUGCGGAUGGUGCACCGAAACCAGGAAGUGUCUCCUGCGGCAACACUGUCCUACACCUGAACAGAACUGGAUGCACCACGGUCGCCACAACCUGCGCUGCAGCCACCCGCGCAUCGCCAAGAUCGACCCUCUGACAGGUCCUCGGGAGGGGGGGACGCGGGUGACGAUCGAGGGGGAGAACCUGGGUCUGCAGGUGAAGGAGAUCGCUCACGUUCAGGUUGCCGGAGUCCGCUGUAACCCCGUCCCCUCGCAGUACAUCAGCGCCGAGAGGAUCGUGUGCGACAUGGCCGAAGCUCUGCUGCCUCACUCUCCGGGCGGUCCGGUCGAGCUCUGCAUCGGCGUCUGCAGCGCCGAGUACCGAACCCUCUCCACCCAGACCUACUCCUUCGUGAGCCCCAGUUUCAGCCGUGUUCGUCCAGAGAAGGGGCCUGUUUCUGGGGGAACCCGACUGACGGUGACGGGUCGACAUCUGGACGCCGGCAGCACCGUCACCGUUUACAUCGACAAGGAGGAGUGUCUGUUUGUCAAACGGACCAAUCGGGAAAUAAUCUGCAUAACUCCCGGCUCCCUAACCGGCUCUGGCCCCGCCUCCAUCCGCCUGAUGAUUGACAGGGCCGAGGUGACGAGCUCGGAGACCAAAUACAUGUACACAGAGGACCCGACCAUCACCGGCAUCGAGCCAAACUGGACCAUCCUCAACGGCAGUACAGUGAUAACAGUGACAGGAACCAACCUGCUGACCAUCCAGGAGCCCAAAGUCAGAGCCAAGUACGGAGGAGUGGAAACCAACAACUUCUGCUCUGUAGUCAACGACAGCACCAUGACGUGUCUGGCUCCUGGUUUGGUCUACAGUAAACCCACCCCGCCAGAGGGGGCGCUGCGGCCCGACGAGUUCGGCUUCGUCUUUGACCAGGUCUCCUCUCUGCUGGUCCUGAACUCCACCCCCUUCACACACUACCCCAACCCGACCUUUGAUCCCCUGGGGAAUUCUGGGAUCCUGGAGGUCAAACCAGGGUCACCCAUAAUCCUCAAGGGUAAGAACCUGAUCCCUCCGGCUCCGGGGAACAACCGCCUGAACUACACGGUUCUGAUUGGAGAGUCUCCCUGCCUGCUGACCGUGUCAGAGAACCAGCUGCUCUGUGAUUCGCCAGAUCUCACGGGAGAACAGCGAGUGCUGAUCCUAGUCGGCGGUCUGGAGUAUUCCCCGGGUACGCUCCAUAUCUACUCCGACAGCGCCCUGACGCUUCCCGCCAUCAUCGGCAUCGGAGCUGGCGGAGGCGUGUUGCUAAUCGCGAUCAUCGCGGUGCUCAUCGCCUACAAGAGGAAGACUCGCGACGCCGACCGGACGCUGAAACGCCUCCAGCUGCAGAUGGAUAAUCUGGAGAGCCGGGUGGCGCUAGAGUGCAAGGAGGCGUUUGCAGAGCUGCAGACGGACAUCCAGGAGCUGACCAACGACAUGGACGGAGUGAAGAUCCCCUUCCUGGAGUACCGGACCUACACCAUGAGGGUCAUGUUCCCUGGAAUAGAAGAACACCCCGUCCUCAAAGAGCUGGACUCUCCAGCUAACGUAGAGAAAGCUCUGCGUCUCUUCAGUCAGUUACUGAACAACAAGAUGUUCCUGCUGACCUUCAUUCACACUCUGGAGGCUCAGAGGUCGUUCUCCAUGAGGGACAGAGGGAACGUCGCUUCGCUGCUGAUGGCUGCUCUGCAGGGUCGGAUGGAAUAUGCUACAGUGGUGUUGAAACAGCUGCUGGCCGACCUGAUUGAGAAGAACCUGGAGAACAGAAACCAUCCCAAGCUGCUGCUGAGGAGGACGGAGUCUGUAGCCGAGAAGAUGCUGACAAACUGGUUCACCUUCCUGCUGCAUCGGUUCCUCAAGGAGUGUGCAGGCGAGCCUCUCUUCAUGUUGUACUGUGCCAUAAAGCAGCAGAUGGAGAAAGGCCCGAUCGACGCCAUCACCGGGGAAGCUCGCUACUCUCUGAGUGAAGACAAACUCAUCAGACAGCAGAUCGACUACAAACAGCUGACUCUGAUGUGUAUCCCUCCGGAGGGCGAGGCCGGGACGGAGGUGCCGGUGAAGGUGCUGAACUGUGACACGGUGACUCAGGCCAAAGACAAACUGCUGGACGCCGUCUAUAAAGGAAUCCCGUUCUCUCAGAGACCUCAGGCCGACGACAUGGACCUCGAGUGGCGUCAGGGCCGACUGACCAGGAUCAUCCUGCAGGACGAGGACGUGACCACCAAGAUAGAGAGCGACUGGAAGAGGCUGAACACACUGGCACACUACCAGGUAACAGACGGCUCUCUGGUGGCGCUGGUCCAGAAGCAGGUUUCUGCCUACAACAUCGCCAACUCCUUCACGUUCACCAGAUCGCUGAGCAGAUAUGAGUCGUUACUUCGGACGUCCAGCAGUCCUGACAGUCUGAGAUCCAGAGCUCCGAUGAUCACCCCGGACCAGGAGACAGGAACUAAACUGUGGCACCUGGUGAAGAACCACGAGCACAGCGAUCAGAGAGAAGGAGACCGAGGCAGCAAGAUGGUUUCUGAGAUCUACCUGACCAGACUGCUGGCCACCAAGGGGACGCUGCAGAAGUUUGUGGACGACCUGUUUGAGACGGUGUUUAGCACCGCCCACCGGGGCUCUGCUCUCCCAUUGGCUAUCAAAUACAUGUUUGACUUCCUGGAUGAGCAGGCCGACAAACGACAGAUCAGCGACCCGGAUGUUCGGCACACCUGGAAGAGCAACUGCCUUCCUCUCAGGUUCUGGGUGAACGUCAUUAAGAAUCCUCAGUUUGUGUUCGACAUCCACAAGAGCAGCAUCACUGACGCCUGCCUGUCGGUCGUCGCUCAGACCUUCAUGGACUCGUGCUCGACGUCUGAACACCGGCUCGGCAAAGACUCUCCGUCCAACAAGCUGCUCUACGCUAAAGACAUCCCCAACUACAAGAGCUGGGUGGAGAGGUACUACAGGGAUAUUGCAAAGAUGCCCAGCAUCAGUGAUCAGGACAUGGACGCCUACCUGGUGGAGCAGUCCCGUCUCCAUGGCAACGAGUUCAACACACUGAGCGCCCUCAGCGAGCUCUACUUCUACAUCAACAAGUACAAGGAAGAGAUCCUGACGGCGUUGGACCGGGACGGGUAUUGUCGCAAACACAAACUGAGGCACAAACUGGAGCAAGCCAUCAACCUGAUGUCUGGGAGCAGCUGAGAGGAGGAGAAGGACUGAUGGACCGAUGGAUGGAUGAGGGGAUGUGGAAGAAGAAUGGGGGAGGAGGAAGUGAGGGCGUUUUAUUUUUCUGAACUGUUUGAACAGUCAGCUGAACUGCUCAGUGUUGGACCGAACUGACAGCCACAGCUCCGGCUCUUUAGCAAUCAAUCCAUCAGCAAUUUAUUUGUCAACUGAUCGAUUGAUUGAUUUGAAGACUGAUUAACUGGCUAGCUGGGGCCCCAACUACCUCCGUUCGGUGGAUUUUUGGGGCAGAAAAUCAGUUUCCAAACCGAUUUGGAUACAUUUACAACAUGACUUCAACGUGGAAUGGAGUCAUUUUGAGGCAAAAAAUGAACCUUCUUGAUGCAUCUGUCGGUUUGGAUUUGGAUUUAAAUUCACUGCAGUUGUAAGCAGGGAUCGAAGCAAGCGGGCGUGGCUGUGGAAAAACCUGGAAACGAGGCUAAAGACUGAGUUAUGUUUAACCACACGAUGGAUGUGAAAUGAGGACUAAUCGACCUGACUUCAGGAUUCACAGCCUGGAACUGUCUGCACGCUGGGUCGAAGAGUAAAAGGUCAAGUCACGUUUCCGUCAAGGCUGCUGACUUCACCUUGUUCUGGUCUGAAGGAUCAAGAAACUAAGAUGAUGGUCAGAAGGUCACAGUAAGAUCGCAUCAGGCUCAACCUUUGGAGCCUCUUUGUAGUCUGGAUGAAUCCGGGCUGAAUAAUAAAAGGUUGAGUCGAAGCUUACCGCAGAAGGUCAAAGCCUCUGCACUGAUGCGGUUAGUUUGGACCAUUUACCCUCACCUUGAAUCCUUUGCCUUGUAUGGAAGGAUCUGAAUUCAUCGUAAGAAGAUCAGGUCAAGCUUUAAGAAGGGAAGCGUCAAAGUCAAGUCCUCAUUUGGAACAUCUGACCCAACCUUGAACCUGUUUGCAAAAGAUUCAGGAGGUCGUUUAAAGCUUUAACGAAGGAGAAGGAAGCAAAUAAACUGAAGUUUCACAAACUGAUGACUGAAAUGACUGCUUAGUCUCGAAAGAAGAGGAAUCCAUCUUUGGAGUUCAGGAAACGAGGACUGUAUUAGCUAAGAGAAUUUGACUUGACCUUGGACUGUUCGGCCAAGCCUCGUCAGGAUCUAGAGGUUUCGAAGAUGCUGUUUUAAAUAACCACUCAAUGUUUUUUUCUCUGGACAAUCACUCUGUACCACAGCACACUGAGCCCGAUGCCUACCGACCGACCAGUACCUGUGUCCAUGAACCCGUCCUCUUCUCCUGUCAUCGUCUUUUCCUUUCCUUCCACCCUCAACUCCUCAGAAUUUCACCUCCUACUUUGCUUUACCUGGUUCUUCAUUUCGUCCCCUUCUCUAUCUUCCUCUCUCCUUUCCAUCCACAUCCGUUUCCUCUUCCAUCCCACUUUUUAUUCCUCCUCCCCCUCGACCCUGCAUCUUCAUUGGUCAGUCAUGCUGGCCUCUGGCCAUCCUAUUGGCCAGGAAGACUCUUUAGUAAUGUACUGCCCGACCAAUCAAGACUGUGGAAUUCGCCAGAAUCGUGAAUAAUUAACAGAAAUUAAUCCAGAAUUACAUUUUGAAUACAUUCCAGCACAGGCACACAGGCAAGGUCUGUAAACUAGCAGGUUGACCCACUAAUGUUUCGGACGUGAAGAACUUCCGAAAGUGGCCUGACCGGCAAUUUCAGGACCAGAACAACCUGGAAAAUGGGGUUCUGGGGUUAUUGUCGGACCUUGCACAUACACCCACAAUACAGCCAUGCUUUACAGCGCCAUGCUAACCGUGCCCAGGGGGAAAUACUGUGCAGAGCUACAAGCCCAGUGCCAUGUAAAGACCGGACCGGCUCACGUCAGAACUGGACCGGACUUGGACCAAACCCGGAUAAAAAACAACCUGGAAUGGAGUUUUAACCGGACUCGAGAACUUUUAAGACUUGUGGCCAUAAUUGUAAACAACAAAAAAAGAAAGAUGAUAAUAAUAAUAAUAAUAAUGAUGAUGAUAAAGUAUAAAAGUAAAAAAAGAAAGAAAAAAGAAAUAUUGAAAUGUUAACGUGUAAUAAGAACUUUGUGGAUUUGACAGUUUGGAUUUUAAGGAGCUGAACUUGUAUAAAGCUGAACAUUAUGCUACUUCAGAGUGUGGAGAAAGAGAGAGAGCCAGGAGACGGGGCGACCGAUCAGACCGAGACCCGUCCUCACGCCAUCGGACAGCACCAAACAGAACCGGAUCCAACUGGAUUUAACCGGACUGAACGAGUCUGUUGUGUUUGGAACCUGAAGGAGAUGAACUGAAUCUCAGCUCUGAACAUCGAAGGUGCAAAAACAAACUGGACUCUGUGGUACUUUUUUGCCAAACUGUUUGUUUGAACAUGAGUGUAGUGAUCGGACGGAUGGUGGCCUGGAGGGUUUGGGAGGCGUUUGGAGGGGUUCGAUUGUUGCAUGUGUAGCUUCGGAUGGAGUCUUUGUUUUGAUGAGCUCCUGUUUGCUCUAAAGAAGAAUGAGGCCUCUUUCACACUGCUGGUUCACUCUCAAUUCUUCAGCUGCAGACGGAGGAAUAGAACCACCUGCAUGGUCCGCCUGACCUGCUGAGUUCAGACCAACUGUAACUCAAAAAAUGAACCCAGUGUGAAACGUUCUUCUUCUCUGUGUGAAUGAUGGUUAAACGUUGGAUGGAGGACUUUCCAACAUGGCAACGCCGCCCCCCUCGUGCCCCCACACACCUCUUUCUCUGUGGUAAAACAUUUUCACUUUGCACACCUGGAUCAGAGAUCUUGUUCAGAUUUUAAAAAUGAAAGUUCAACAACGAUAUUUGACCUUUUGAAAACACACAGUCCCCUCAGGUUUUUACAUGUUCAACCUGAAAGGCCUUCUCUUUGACUUUAUGUCCUGCUACAUAUUAAAAACAAACAAUAAAACAAUCUGGAUCUGUAGGGAGUGCAAACUGAAACACAGCUUACAAACACUGGCUGCUUUACCGUCCGUAUGCAUGGAUUACUAAUCCAUAUGUGUUUCUACAACAAUAACUUAUUUAGCACAUGACCUGCAGGGGGCGCUGUAGAAACGUAAGCUGGAAACCAUCUCUGGUCGUUGGUGUGUUGCGUGAAAAUGUUCCACCACAGCUGAGGCGUCUCUCUUGGCUCUCUGCGACGCCAUAAAGCUAAAAGCACCUUUUCUUUUUCUUGCUGUUGUUUCACUGUCGUUUGAAUCUUUGGGGCCAAACGGACCCGGAGGAGGAGGAGGAGGAGGAGGAGGAGGAGGAGGAGGAGGAGGAAGGGUCCUGAUAAGACUGCCUUUUAGAUGAUUAAUUAUAGAACAGGGAGGGAAGCCACUACCAUACCAGCACCACUGUUCAUCCAACCAGUGUGUGUGUUAUCCUGCCGCUGCAGUGGAAACUCAGCCGUUAAAUCGCUGAUCGUAUCUGCAGCUCAAUUAAAAAUCUUUUUCCUUACAGUCGCACCGUGUAAAUCGGCCGAUCGGUAUCUUCACUGCUUCUGAAAUCUCUGAUCAGAUCUUUGUUCUUCCUUUUUAAAAAAAAAAAAAAUCAUGAUGACCCUUUAAACUCAAAGUCAUCACAGGCGACAAAUCCAGUAAAAUUCAGCGUCAUUAAUUGCGUCCUCGUCGCCUUUCUGUCGACGAGACGAGAGGGGAGUUUAGAGGAGGAGAGGAGUCGGCAUGCUGAAAGGUGAGGAGAAUCCCAGGAGGAGAAUGUAAAGCAAGGGGAAGGGAUGAUGCGUAGACAAUGUAGAGGAGGAAGGAACGCCAGCUGCAUGCUGAAAAGUGAGGAAGAGGAGAAGUUACUAUUCGAUUGCAGAGGAGGAGGCUCUGUUAUACCAAAGGGUGAAGAAGAGGAGGAAAGGCUGAUGUUCUGCAAACGUAAAAAGGAGAACACAGGAGGAUCAGGAUGAAAAGAGGAGGUCAGAUUCUGUGUUAGCAUGCUAGAGGAGGAGGAAUGGAAGGAGAUGCUGUUGGAAUACUGAGAGGAGGAGAGAGAGGGAGAAUACUGAUCAGGGCGACGGAGGCAGCGUCAUCCAUCAAAGGAUGGAGGGAGGAGAAAUGGAGUAAAACCUAGAUCUCCUCCUGAUCCAGGACUUGUCACGGUUACAUUUGUCUUUUGUUCUACAUGAACGUCACAACCCUCCUCAGGAGUCAGAGAGGAGGUCUCAGAGAGGGGAGGAGUCAGGGGGGAGG